UGAAAACACCAGUGACGUCACGACUGAUCGGAGAUCAGUUUGCAGAUUUAUACACCAGAAGUGCAUUGGUUUUUGCUAUAUUCACUGCUGCGACAAGGAGGAAAACAGGAGUACGAAUCAGAAAACGGACGAGAGAGUGUGAUCACAAUGUAUUGUCCUUUUUGUGGACACCAGCAGCAUUCUAAGCCAAUGUUUUGCUGUUCGUGUGGAAAGAAUAUUAAAUUCCUUUGUGAUGUUGAUGAUGACAAGCCUGGCACAAGUGAAGCUACUGGAAAAAGUAUGUUGGAGUCAUUUCAGACUUUCCGGAGUCUGAAGGAGAAAGAAAGACGAGGAUCUUUCAAAAAUAAGAAAAGAUCACUAAACGACAACCUUAAGCUUGUGAAGAUUUCAGUAGGUCUUAUGCGGCUACAAGAUGGUGGACUGAAGGCUGUAAGAGGAUCAGUGCUUCCCCUUUUGGUGCAACCAGAGGUGGAUGCAACCGCAUUGCAGAGAGCAGCUGAGCAAAAGCUGAAGGCCUUCCACAGAAAUUUACCAAGUGGUCCUUACUCACUGCUCUACCCUGACUGUACAAAGAUUUGUAAUAUACCGGGAACAGAAGUACCUUUCACUCUAAAAGAGUACAAGGAGGCAUUGGGGAAGGCCUACCAAAGGAUCACACUGUACAUUUGUACAGCUGAAGAUUUCUUUACCUCUUCUCAGGAAACCAACCAUGAAUCUGACUCAUCAGAUUCAGAAGUGAUCAUCAGGAGUCCGAGGUCUAAAGAAUUCAAUACAGCUGAUACAUUACUAUGGGAACCUGCAGAUGGAGAGCCAGGCACUGAUUCAACAGCUCCUGAGGUCCCAGGAACGUCAUCAGGCACAAUGGAAACUACAUGCUAUAGUAAAUAUACUGAGCUUUAUGCGCCCAUUGUAAUUGAGGAUGAGGAUGACUCAGACAGGGUUGAGUGCAACCAUGACAUUGAAGAAGAUGAAGGGAUGGACAAACCAUCUAUAUCUGAGAUAACGGCAAACCUGGCCCUUGAGAUCGACCAUCGAGCUGUCAGCAGAUUUAACAUCUGUCGCUCUGACAUUUGGAAUGGAGCAGUCAGAGGAUUUAAAAGGGCAACAUUUUCAGAGAAAAAAGACAUCUUAGUGAAAUUCUCUGACAAUGAAGGGACUCUUGAGGAAGGUAUCGAUACUGGUGGUCCCAAGAGAGAAUUCCUCUCCCUUCUGAUGAAGGAGCUGAAGAAACGGCCCAUAUUUGAUGGACCCAUGGAGAGCCGAUAUCUGGUCUACAACUCAACAGCUAUCCUAGAGGAUGAAUACUAUUUAGCAGGCAAGAUGAUUGCUGUGUCCAUUGUACAUGGCGGACCGGGUCCAUAUUUCCUCUCAAAGAACCUAAUCAGUUACAUCUCAGGGCAGGACAGUUUCAAGUCAUCUGUAGGAGAGAUAACAGAUGAGGAGAUAGGGAAAGUCCUAAAAGAGAUUCAGAAUGCACCUUCAGUGCAAAUUCUGCAGGACUUGAUUUUGCAGAACAGUGCCAUGUUGCAGACUGCUGGUUGCUUCAGGCGUGUUGGGUCAUGUGAGGAAAAAACACGGCUAGUAGAGGAGUAUCUGAAGUGGUACAUCAUCCACAGAAACAGCACAGCAAUCGAGAGAUUCAAGGCUGGACUUGAAACACUGCAGUUCCUGACAGCUUUGAAGGAACAUCCAACAGUUUUGACUCCUGCUCUCUGUCACACUGAGGUGAAGCUGUCUGCUGAACAGGUAGAAAAUCUGUUCCAGCCAGUACUCAGUCCACAAGGCAGCAACAUGAGGACUCAGGAAGACAAAGCCAGGACUUACUGGGCAGACUAUCUUCUUGAUUGUGAAGAAGAUAACAGCGCUGUGACCUUGGAGGAGGUGUUAAUGUUUGCUGCAGGUGUGCCCUGUGUGCCUCCUGCUGGUAUGAGUCCUCUGCCACGCCUUCACUUCAUGUCUCCCUCAACAUCCAAAUUCCCAAUGGCGAAUACCUGUGCCAACAUUUUAAAGAUUCCUCUUUUGGACUCCUAUACUGCCUUUAAAGCAAACAUGGACUUCGGAAUAAAGAAUUCCCCUGGCUUUGGGUGCUUUUAGAGCAAUGCAUUUGUUGUAAAAGCUAUUGUUGCCACACCUGUUUAGUUUUGUUUCAUGGAACAAUGUUAUAUUUCUCUUGCACUUUAUAAAACACAAGUUGCACUGAAAAAAUUGCAUUUUUAUUUAUUGCAUUUUUAUGUUUUGUACGCUUGUUUGUAUAAUAAAGAUACUGUACUACUGUU
Molecule: messenger RNA, 2276 nt
Organism: Oryzias latipes (Japanese medaka)
Lineage: Eukaryota; Metazoa; Chordata; Actinopteri; Beloniformes; Adrianichthyidae
Product: G2/M phase-specific E3 ubiquitin-protein ligase
Biological process (GO): protein polyubiquitination
Molecular function (GO): ubiquitin protein ligase activity
Source: RefSeq, a predicted model, not a curated record